Platichthys flesus (European flounder) is the source of this 3161-nucleotide messenger RNA. It is a transcript of the gene adm2b, whose product is annotated as adrenomedullin 2b. The transcript has 2 exons. Gene Ontology annotation, molecular function: hormone activity. Bases 765 to 1277 code for a protein of 170 amino acids. Gene Ontology annotation, cellular component: extracellular region. Gene Ontology annotation, biological process: positive regulation of heart rate; adenylate cyclase-activating G protein-coupled receptor signaling pathway; regulation of systemic arterial blood pressure. NCBI's taxonomy places the organism in Eukaryota, Metazoa, Chordata, Actinopteri, Pleuronectiformes, Pleuronectidae. The record is from RefSeq and is a predicted model, not a curated record.
CACCGUCACACUUAAAGGUCUGACUUGGAUUCAGUUUGGAUUCUCUAUACCUCAGUAUCACCUCUUAUAACUGAAUAGAUUAAGUAGCUUGAAAAUUAGUUAGGUUUAUUUUUGUCCAACACAUUAUUAUCUGCACAAACUCUGCUUAUUCAUCAAAAUAGCAUGCACAGAUAUGAAAUCCCGAAGUAAAAAGAAACUGAAGGCAAUAAUCAAAUCCACAAGGUCACCACGACCGCCACAAAAUAAAAACAUUAUGUUGUGUACUCUAUUGCCUUUAGAUUAAAUGAGGAAACAGUCUUUCCUGAGGUUCAAUGAGGUAGUGGGAUUCAUUAGAGGUGAGGUCUCAGAGUAGGACACACAAUAAGCCUUCCUCCCUCCCUCCUCCUCCUCUUCCUCCUCCCUCAGCAGGGUUUUAUAAAUGGCAAAGCUCCACUUGCUCCCGAUGUGAGCCCCAAUGACUUUCUGAGUUUCCACCUACAUUGUUGUCGGUUUCUGCGCAGAGUGUUUCCAUCAGCAGUGAGAGGAGCAGUGUUCGUGUGCGCGCUGAGGAUGCAGCGCGCAGGACUGAGGAUGCAGCCGGUGUCACUCCAGCAGGAGAACCUACGUGUUAAAUAGAAUUUUGACACGUUGUCACUGGAUUUUUUUUACGCAUCAUAUCGUUUUUACUCCACCCUCACGGGGAAAAAAAUUCACAUUUUGGUCGCAGGAGGUCCCCCUUCUCUACCCGCCUCCUCCCCGGGACCGUGCGUCUCUGCUGAGCCGCGAUGUGUGCGCUCCCGCCGGCUUGGCUGUGGCUGCUGCUCGGCCUCCUGCCUCUGGAGAUCCAGGCCCGCGCUGUGACUCUGAGGAGCCUCUCUCACAGACACAGGUUGGGUUUAUCCAGAAGUUCUAAACAGCCAAAGUCUUCUCCUCACACCCCCGCCUUGCCUGCUGUGUCUGAUCAGGCUGUUACCACAGACAACCACAUCCCCCUAGGAGACAGUCAUGUCCUCUGGAGAGCCCUGCUGCACAAAGAGGCCCAGCUGCACUUGUCCGACCAAUUGCUUGACCAGAGCAAUGUGCUACAGGAAGCGCCAGUUCUGCCACGCAGGUCAAGAGGUCGUCGUCAUGCCAACACUGGUGGUGGGCGGGGCCACAGCCACCUGAUGAGGGUGGGCUGCGUUCUGGGCACCUGUCAGGUUCAGAACCUCAGCCACCGUCUCUACCAGCUGAUUGGACAGAGCGGGAGGGAAGACUCCUCCCCCAUUAACCCUCGCAGUCCUCACAGUUACGGCUAAGAUCCCACCUCAAAUCGGACAGCAUGUCGACUGAGACACGUUGGCAAGCUACCCAGGCCUCGUGGCCUCAGUGACACAGCAAGGGACUAAAUAAGGCUUUGAUGUUCGUCCAUAAAUGGGCUAUUGUGGUUUAAUACAACUUAUGUCUUAUUUCAUCUACUACUGAUGAUAAUUUUCAUUAAUUAUAGAAUCUAGGAAUGUCGACAUUACAAGAAGCACAACCAAAACAAAGGGGAAUAGUAGGACUAGCACCUAAACUAACUAUUGUUAAUGUCCAUCUCAGUUUAACACAAACUUUCAAGAAAUUAACCUUAAUCAGUUAUUCUUUCAACUAAAUUUAGAUUUGACAGAGCAGUGCCUUAUCUCCGUGAUUAUAAUGUACGAAGUGCAAAACUUAAAAAACUAUAAUGUAUCGACAAUGAUUAAAAACAAACAAACGCAUAAAGACUCAUAGCAAGCCACCGUCCCUCUAAAAUAUGACAUUACAUCAUCGUCAUACAAACCUAAACUUUGAUUAUUUAUAUAUUGAAAACUUUUAAAUCAACUACAAUCAGUAUUUAUUAUAAUAAAAAUGUAUCUUAACGAAAGGGCAGAACAUUUUUACAGAUAAUUAUCACCUGAAUCUGUAGCUCCCAUUAGCUUUACAGAGCUUUAGCAAGUAUCAGCUAUUUUGACAGCGAGAAGCUAGUGAACAUUGCGGAGCAUUUAGAAGCUAUUUUAAAGCUAUAUCUUCCUCAGAUGUUGGUAGGGACCAAAACCCAGAGCCAAAACACACUGACUAUUUGCUAGGUGACCGGAAACAUGGCACCAAAUGACACCAAUGAUAAUCUGACUGAGAACAAAUGGCAUCAGACUAUGGUUUACCAUGUUGACAGAUCUCAGCAAAUACUCAAAUUAGUGAAAUCAUACUGAUGGCCAUGGUUAAUACCAUGAAAAUAAGUUUUAAUAAACCAGAAUUUCUACAUUUUUUACAAUAUGACAUUUCACUGCAGUUCUGGCCUGCACAAAUGAGAGUCCUUUAAGUAGUCAUUGUAACUGGCCACAUUACCACCAGUUUACUUUAGUGAAAUCUAAUUAUUUGUGUUGUAGUCAAUUCCACAGUAACAACGAUUUCAGACACUAUGUGUGUAGACAACAACUGCAGUGAAGCCUCUGUCGAAACUAGGCGUCCAAUGUCUGCUAUCGUCAUCCUGCUGAUCUGAAUUUACCUGAGCCCUGAGCUUAUCCAGCCCAUCUCUCAAAAGCUCGAACAAGUAGCUUUACCUCAGCGUCAAACCCAGUUAACCCUUCACCCAAAACCCCACUGUGCAGUCCAUCAGCCAAAAUAACCGCUAACCCUAAUCCAUUAUCUGUCUGCACACUUCUUAACAGAUAACUAGUCUUCACAGUCUCAGAAAGCGAACCAGAGAGAAGACAACAAUGCUCUAGAGUGCUUUUGACCUAUGAAGUGCUUAUAAAACAUAAUAUUUUAAUUUCUGCCACUAGAAAGUCAGUUUUUUUAAGCCUUAAUUGGUUUAAUCAAUUCAUUAGGCCUUAUAUUUUGCCUUUCAAGUGUUAUUUAAGGCUUCAUAGUCUUGUGCUUUUCUGUGUGUGUCAAUUCAGCAUAACUCCAGUUUCAGUAGGUGCUCCUACAGGUCAAAUGUUCAUAGGAAUGCAUGAAAGCACUUUAUUCUCCUGUAUAUUCACCAUGACUUGAAUUUCAAACGAUAUUUAACUUUAAAUGAAUGAGACCAGUUUGCUGUGAAUUUUCCACUUUACUAACUCUCCCUGUUUAUGUGACCCCCCCAAGGUAUAAGUGUCCUUCUCUGAACCGCGUGUGAUACUGUUCAUCUGUCUUUGUUUAUACAAUAGCAGCCUUGUGUAAUAAAACCCCAGUCAAACUUU